Messenger RNA from Ochotona princeps (American pika), 1171 nucleotides. RefSeq names its product thioredoxin domain containing 15 (gene TXNDC15). Bases 90 to 1139 code for a protein of 349 amino acids. The record is from RefSeq and is a predicted model, not a curated record. Gene Ontology annotation, cellular component: cilium. Lineage: Eukaryota; Metazoa; Chordata; Mammalia; Lagomorpha; Ochotonidae. Gene Ontology annotation, biological process: cilium assembly. The transcript is spliced from 5 exons.
CCUUCCCGGGGCCGGGAGCGUGACUCGCGUCGCCGGGCGCCGGUCGCUGCCGCCGGGGUAGUGGUCCCGGCCGCGGUCCGUCCCGCGCCAUGAGGUUCCUUGGCUGCUGGCCGGCCCUGCUGUGGGUGCUCGGGCUUCCCGCCCGCGGCCUGGAGGUUGCACAGGAAAGUGAUCACCUAUGGUUGAAGGAGCAGCCUGCAUCCCCUCGCCAGAUGGGGGCUGUGUACCUGAGUGAGGAGGAGCCCCCGCACCCCUCAGUGGGCCAGGACAGGGCCACAGAAGAGGCUGACAUGGUGCUGGGGCUUGACACGGCCAGCGAUCCUGUGGCAAUGCUCUCGGUGAUUCCCGGGGAGGCCGAGGACCAGCCGAGUGUGGAGCCUGGCAGCCAUGGCUCAUGCGGUCCUAGAGGCAAGGAUGGCUCGGGGUGCCAGCCCCGAGAGAGCCCCCUGACUUUGGACGGAGUGGAAACCCAUUUCCCUGAAAAAGAGGAGGACUACUAUGUCGGGCCAGAGGUGGCAGAGCCAGAUCCAUCCCCAACAGAGGAUUCCAACAGCACAGAAGGUCUCAAGUCACCCAAGGUCAACUGUGAAGAGAAAAAUGUGACGGGAUUAGAGAAUUUCACUGUGAAAAUUUUAAAUAUGUCCCAGGACCUGAUGGACUUCCUCAACCCCAAUGGCAGCGACUGCACCCUAGUCCUGUUCUACACCCCAUGGUGCCGCUUCUCCGCCAGCCUGGCCCCGCACUUCAACUCGCUGCCCCGUGCCUUUCCAGCUCUCCACUUUCUCGCCCUGGACGCAUCUCAGCACAGCAGCCUUUCUACCAGGUUUGGAACUGUGGCUGUUCCUAACAUCUUGUUAUUUCAAGGAGCAAAACCAAUGGCUAGGUUUAAUCACACUGAUCGGACACUGGAAACCCUGAAAGUAUUCAUUUUCAAUCAGACAGGUAUAGAAGCCAAGAAAAACGUGGUGGUAACUCCAGCCGACCAAGUAGGCCCCCUCCCCAGCACUCUGAUCAAAAGUGUGGACUGGCUGCUGGUAUUUUCCUUAUUCUUUCUGAUCAGCUUUAUCAUGUAUGCUACCAUCCGAACUGAGAACAUCCGGUGGCUAAUCCCAGGACAAGAGCCAGAGCACGUGGAGUGAUGGGCACUGAAGGGAGACUGGGGAGGAGGGCC